Molecule: messenger RNA, 571 nt
Organism: Hypanus sabinus (Atlantic stingray)
Lineage: Eukaryota; Metazoa; Chordata; Chondrichthyes; Myliobatiformes; Dasyatidae
Gene: polr2k
Product: RNA polymerase II, I and III subunit K
Exons: 4
Coding region: 149-331 (60 amino acids)
Biological process (GO): DNA-templated transcription
Cellular component (GO): RNA polymerase II, core complex; RNA polymerase I complex; RNA polymerase III complex
Molecular function (GO): zinc ion binding; DNA binding; DNA-directed RNA polymerase activity
Source: RefSeq, a predicted model, not a curated record
GCCGAUCACCCGGAAGUUACGCGCCGGCCCCCUCCCCCGGGAGCUUAUUCGGAGACCGGUUGUCGGCCUCAUGUGAGGGCUUUGUGGAUUUGAUCGUUUUUGUGUGGAAAUAACCCCCUGGCAGUAGCUUGCUUAAACCAAACAGCAUAUGAAAAUGGAUAUCCAGAAGGACUUGCAGCCUCCAAAGCAACAGCCUAUGGUCUACAUUUGUGGAGAGUGUCACACUGAAAAUGAAAUUAAAGCAAGAGAUCCGAUCCGAUGCCGAGAAUGUGGUUACAGAAUAAUGUACAAGAAGAGAACAAAACGAUUGGUUGUUUUUGAUGCCCGAUGAACUUUUUCUCCAAAGCAUUUACUGCUAAUUCUUGUUUCUUUCAAAAUCUAACUUCUAAAUUUCAGGAGAGAAGCCUUUUUAGUUUACUACGUUAGAAUUAAACAUUUAUUGUAUUUCUUGAAUGUUUCAAAUUGUACGGUAUAAAAGUGAUGUUGGAACAAUCACUGAAUAAUCAACUACACUGUACUUUUCCAUUCAAGAUUAAAGAUUAAUUUUAUUUGUCCCAUGUACAUAAAAACA